UCCUCUAGUCUCGUCCGAUUAAAUCGCUUGCCACGUUUGGGCCAGAACGGCAUUAGAGUCGCUGGAAUGGCCACCGUUCGAUUGAACGUGAGGUGGAUUGAGGGACCAUGUCGUUGGACGAUAGACCCCGGACGCAGUCAUGGCGCAUUGAACUGGUUCCUCGAGGGUUGGCACAUUCAGCAACAGACAAUUCCUGAUGAGUCUUGCGUGGCGAUGGUUUGGUAAUCAAGGCUUCUCUUCAGCUGCUACUCCUUUCUUGGCUUGUCUCGAGCAGGCUUCUUGCAGGACGACAAUUCUGAUGGGGUGCACGAAAAUUCAGACAGGACCAGUGGGGGCGACGCUGGCGACGAGUCUGAUAAUAGUUGCAGUACUCCUGGCCUGGCCACCGUGGCUGUACCGUUGAUGUUCCUUGCCACUUACCUCUCCACCAACGGGCAAUGAACAGGAUGC
Messenger RNA from Zymoseptoria tritici IPO323, 450 nucleotides. RefSeq lists its product as uncharacterized. The record is from RefSeq and is a predicted model, not a curated record. The transcript has a single exon. NCBI's taxonomy places the organism in Eukaryota, Fungi, Ascomycota, Dothideomycetes, Mycosphaerellales, Mycosphaerellaceae. Bases 197 to 403 code for a protein of 68 amino acids.